AGGCUGGCUGUCCCGCAGCAGCUAGCAGAGCGGGACCCGGUGGGGCAGGAGCGGGGACAGCGGGACCGUGAGCGUGGGCAGAGGAGUGAGGUGGCCCCUGGAGGACAUGGAGGAAAGACCCGCAGAGACCAAUGCCAACGUGGACAGCUCGGCGUCCCCCUCGGUGGCCCAGCUGGCCGGGCGGUUUAGGGAGCAGGCAGCGGCGAAGGAGAUGCCAGCCAGUAAGCCUGCCAGGAGGAAACCGCCCUGCUCCCUCCCCCUGUUCCCCCCCAAGGUAGAGCUGGGCCAGAACGGAGAGGAGAAAUCACCACCCAACACAAGCCACCUCCCCAAGGUGAAGGUGAAGAGCUCGCCUCUGAUCGAGAAGCUUCAGGCCAACCUCGCCUUCGAUCCCGCCGCCCUGCUGCCUGGGGCCUCACCCAAGAGCCCUGGACUCAAGGCCGUGGUGUCACCGUUUCACAGCCCGCCUUCCACUCCCAGCAGCCCCGGCGUGCGGUCUCGGGCCAGCGAGCCAGAGGAGGUGCCCAUCAGCUUCGACCAGCCUCCGGAGGGCAGCCACCUGCCCUGUUACAACAAGGUGCGCACCAGGGGCUCCAUAAAGAGGCGCCCUCCGUCGCGGCGGUUCCGGAAGUCUCAGUCGGAAUUUGGGGAGCUGGGAGAUUUCAGGGCCCCAGAGUCGUCCCAGGAGAAUGGUGCCCAGGAAGAAGCCGGGGACGAGGUGUUCCUGUCCAAGAACAAGGCCCCAGGCUCCCCUCAGCCCAGCGAGGAGGCAGGAAGGGACGGGAGCAGGACCCUGGGGUCCCACGAGAGGCCCCCUCUGAGGAGGACGGACAAGCAGGAGGGGGAGACCCCAGCCCCCGAGAAGGCCACCCCAGAGCAGCUGCCUGAAAAGGCCGCCCCAGGUGCCCAGGAGGAGGCCACCCCACCACCCCAGGGCCCCAGCACAGAGGCCCCCGGCGCAGAGGCGGAGAGCGGGUGCGGGAGCCCCGCGGAGGCCAGGCUGGCCACAGAGCAGAAGGAGGAGGCAGCAGCGGCGAAGGCGGAGAGGGCCAGCGAAGCAGGGGAGCCUGCACAGCAGAGCCUGGACACGCAGCGGCUGGAAGAGGGGGCUGGGGGGCAGGAGAGCCCCCGAAGUCCCCCUGAAGGCAUGGAGGGCAGCCUCACCCUUGCAGAGGGGAGUGACAAGGGAAAGCAAGAGGAGGGGGCCGUCCUGGAGCCAGACUGCCACCCCACGACCGGCAGCAAGGUCCCCGAGAAGGAGGACAACACCUCUGUCCAGGACACGAGGAUGUAAGGAGAAAGCGCCUGUGCCGGGUGGCGAGGGGGCUAGAGACGGCUCCUCAGAAGUAGCAGCCGCAAUGGUAGCAGCGAAUGAAGAUGCCAGAGCGGACGACGGGCAGGAGUCCACCUGAAGACACGGAUCGUGCUUCCUGGUCUCCACCCCGCCCGGCAGAGACUGGGUCUGGGGGCAGCAGAUUUUAUCAGCUUGAGUUUGUGUUAUUUGAUGGACUUGGUUUUAAAAACAAAACAAAACACUUAUUUAAAACAACUUGCUAGAGUGACUGCUCCCUGGGGCUACUGGUCAACCCCUGGGUCCAGACACUGUCCACGCGCACCCACCCCUGCGCUGACCUCCGGACGGACUCUGACUGAGCUGAUCGGAUUGUGUGUCAAGUGCUAGCCUCUUACUGCCCUAAAGUUUUUACCUGCUCUAAUGUGAGUAAGCCCGAUUUCAGGUGGCCAGAAACAAAAAAGAAAAUAGCCCUGCUGAGAAUGUGAAUCCUGUGACAAAAAGACGUUAAAUUGUGUCAAGACCCCGAGACAGCCUUUCCAGGGCCCAGAUGUGAACGAGCCAGUCAACUCUUAAAACCCCGGGUCCCAGCUGGUUUGGCUCCGUAGGCAGAGCGUUGGCCUGUGGACUAAAGGGUCCCGGCUUCGAUUCCAGGCCAAGGCACAUGCCCGGGUUGCAGACUCCACCCUCAGUGGGAGGCAUGCAGGAGGCAGCCAAUCCAUGACUCAUCAUUGAUGUUUCUAUCUCUCUCUCACUCUCUCUUCCUCUCUGAAAUCAACAAAUAUAUAUAUAUUAAAAAAGUAAAACCACUGAGCUAGGAGAGAUAAUCAU
Molecule: messenger RNA, 2122 nt
Organism: Eptesicus fuscus (big brown bat)
Lineage: Eukaryota; Metazoa; Chordata; Mammalia; Chiroptera; Vespertilionidae
Gene: RCSD1
Product: RCSD domain containing 1
Exons: 7
Coding region: 107-1294 (395 amino acids)
Biological process (GO): skeletal muscle contraction; retrograde transport, endosome to Golgi; protein localization to endosome
Cellular component (GO): early endosome; WASH complex
Molecular function (GO): phosphatidylinositol phosphate binding; actin filament binding; retromer complex binding
Source: RefSeq, a predicted model, not a curated record